AUGGCAUCCCUAGUCCCCAUCAUCAUCACCAUCACCAUCCCUUCGGUCCUCCUUCUCCACACAGCACCGUGCCGCGCGCAAGUCCUGGACGGAAAAGACGCCCCCGUGCCAGAGGACUUCCCCAAGGCAUUCAUCACCGCCAUGGCCGUGGCCAUCGUCAGCGUGGUGCUGCUGCUCACGCUGGUCUGCGUGCUCGCCCACUCCUGGCAACACAUCCUGUGCCGGCACGGGCGAGCGACGUCCUCGGGCGUGCCCGAGCGCUGGCUCGACCCAGUCUUCGAGUGGCCGCAGCAGCUGCGCCCGCUGUCGAGGAGCAGUUACAGGCAGAGGAGGAAGAACCGCCGACGGCUGCGGGACAGGGUGAGGAUGAGGAUGGGAUGGGGGGAUAAGGGGGUGGGUGUGGGUGUGGGUGUGGGACAAGCAGUAAGACCAGACCUGGUGGUGGGAGGAGGAGUAGGAGUGGGAGGGGGGAGCCGUAAUAUGGGCUGGUAA
Molecule: messenger RNA, 492 nt
Organism: Daldinia decipiens
Lineage: Eukaryota; Fungi; Ascomycota; Sordariomycetes; Xylariales; Hypoxylaceae
Exons: 1
Coding region: 1-492 (163 amino acids)
Source: RefSeq, a predicted model, not a curated record